This is a messenger RNA of Aspergillus campestris IBT 28561, 2334 nucleotides long. RefSeq names its product putative GTPase activating protein (Gyp3). The record is from RefSeq and is a predicted model, not a curated record. NCBI's taxonomy places the organism in Eukaryota, Fungi, Ascomycota, Eurotiomycetes, Eurotiales, Aspergillaceae. Bases 1 to 2334 code for a protein of 777 amino acids. The transcript has a single exon.
AUGGUCACAGAAAAUGGAGAGUUUCGAUAUCCGCCUCGUUCGGCACAACAUGAUAUCCCGAGCCGUCGCAAGAUCCCUAAUCCACCCCGCCUCGAUCCGUUGAGGAUCAAUCCUCCCUCGCCGACACGCCCCUCGACCGCCGACGCGCCGCGGCGACCCCCUGCUAACCGUCGACCUCCGGCCCCUCGAUCCCCUCGCCGAUACCCUCCUCCACCCAGGUUCCCGGAUGAUCCGUUCUCACGCCCGGUGUCCCCCCAGGUGGGGGUCGGGGGUGACCGUGCUGGGCGGAUGCCGACAUAUCGGGCCCCGCCCUUCCCCGUGGCCCCCCACGACCGUCGCCCCAACUAUCCCGGCAGGGACAGCUCCCUCGAACCCCCCGCCCACCGCAAAACGCCCCCCCGUCAGCCGAGGCUGCGGACGUCCAUGUCCUCGUCGAAGCUGAGAGCGAAGCGCCCCAAACCGCCCAACGAUCAGGGUCUGUUGCCUCGAUCGAUCCCCAAUGGGUCGCCCGACGCCCACGCCGAUAGUCCGCUGCGGUCGAGUGUGAAUUCGGCCAUGACGUCGCAGUCCAGCUUCGAACACAACAGUGGCACGGAAAGGAGCAGUGUCCUCACCAAGAGCAGCUCGUUGACCGACUUGUCUCCCGAUACGCCCGGCGGGCCGUUUGAGAAGGACGAAGGAAUGAGCGUCGAAGAUGCUAUCUCCAUGUACCUGGAUGGGUUCAGUGAUGUCACGGAAGAGCCGGGCUCCCCCGACUUGUAUGGCGAACCCAAGCAACGGCCGUGGAGUCCGCCCGCAGAGAUCUCUUUGGACGAUUUGCGUCCGACGGAGGAGCCGCGUUUGUCAGAGGAAGCUGCUGCCAACGACAAGGAUCUGCCCUCACUCCCACCGUUUCCCGAGGCGGGUGCACCCGACCGAAGCCCCCAGGAAGAGCAGUUUUUGGGCGAGUCCAACUCAGACACGAAGCCGCAGGAGGAACCCUUGGACGCGCGUGGAAUCGACCCCCCUCGUGCCAGCGAGCAAACGCCCCAGACGGUGGUGAUCCCCGGCAGUGUGCCACCACCCUUGGUGAUGGGCACCGAGACUCGAGACCGCUACGGGUUCCGGAAGACGAGCCAUCACGUCACCGCGCAAAUGUACGAGGCAUGGAACGCACCGUAUGCCGAAUCGAUGGCGAUCCACCGGGUCAAAUGGGCGGAAAUGCUCCGUGGGCAUGGACUGCCCACCAAUGACCCGACCAUCUUCCCGCCCAAAUCCAACAAAGUCAAGCGGUUUGUGCGCAAAGGGAUCCCUCCGGAGCAUCGCGGGGCGGCGUGGUUCUUCUACGCGGGCGGGUACGACCUGCUGCAGGAGAAUCCCGGCGUGUACGACCGGCUGGUGGAACAGACCAUGGGAUCCCCCACCAACGACGACAAGGAGCACAUCGAGCGCGACCUGCACCGCACCUUCCCGGACAACGUCCAUUUCAAACCCGACUCCGCCGACUCCGCGGGUGGCAGCAACCCGGGGCAUGGAUCGGUGACGGUCGAGACCGAGAUGAUCCAAUCGCUCCGCCGGGUGCUCUACGCCUUCUCGCUCCACAGUCCCCAGGUGGGCUACACACAGUCCCUCAACUUCAUCACGGGGAUGCUGCUUCUGUUCCUCCCCGAGGAGAAGGCCUUCUGGAUGCUGCACAUCAUCACCUCCGUCUACCUCCCCGGCACCCACGAGAUCAGUCUCGAGGGGGCCAAUAUCGACCUCUGGAUUCUGAUGGUCCUCCUGAGAGAUUCAGCGCCCCAGAUCUACAACAAGAUCACCGGGUCCCAGCCGGGACGGCACAAGUCGCCGCCACCACUCACGGUGAGCUCCCGCUUGCCAGACAUUACCCUGGGCUUGACCAACUGGCUCAUGUCGGUCUUCAUCGGGACCUUGCCCGUCGAGACGACCCUGCGUGUCUGGGAUGUCUUCUUCUACGAAGGGUCCAAAACGUUCUUCCGCGUGGCCUUGGCCAUCUUCAAGGCCUGUGAGAAGGACAUCCUGGCGGUUUCCGACCCGAUGGAGGUCUUCCAGGUGGUCCAGGCGGUCCCCAAGAGACUUCUGGAUGCCAACACCCUGGUGGACGAUUGUUUCGUGAGACGCCACCGGUUUGGCCAGGGUCGCAUCGACGAACUCCGCAACUCACGCCGAGCGGCAGUGCGGCAGGAGAAGCUUCGACGAUCGGCGGCUUUCAGUAAAGGUCAUCUCCAAGCGGCGACGGAUGAAUGGCGGACGAAUCGGGCCAAGACCCCGAUCCAGGAAGUGGAGCGCAGCUUUGUCGAUUCCUGGCGACACAUGAAACACCAUGCAUUUAGGUGA